AUGUCUAAGUAUUUUACUUCUCAUAUUCUAUCUGCAAAAUGUUUAGAAAUGGCACAAUAUCUUUAUUUUGUCGCAAGUCACAUGGAAUUAGAUGUUGUCAAAAUCAUUAAUGAGGAUCCCAAUUUUAAUUUGGCAGAUAGGUUUAUUAAGGACUUUUAUGAUUCUAAAAAGAUCUUGUUAAAAUUAAUGAUUACCAAGGUUGGUGAGAACAACAUUCAAGAAGUGUGGAAGAUUACAGACAUACGAAUAUUAGUUCCUAAUAUUUCAACUGUACCUAAAACAGUUAGUAUAGUUUUACGCUAUACAGCAUAUAAAAAACUUAAAUAUAGUGAAAUUUGGAGACUUGCACAAUAG
Racocetra persica is the source of this 354-nucleotide messenger RNA. Lineage: Eukaryota; Fungi; Glomeromycota; Glomeromycetes; Diversisporales; Gigasporaceae. The record is from the annotation of a GenBank genome assembly.